Microcebus murinus (gray mouse lemur) is the source of this 5787-nucleotide messenger RNA. Lineage: Eukaryota; Metazoa; Chordata; Mammalia; Primates; Cheirogaleidae. The record is from RefSeq and is a predicted model, not a curated record.
GGGAGGGGAAGGGCGGGGUCCACAAAGCGUUGGGGGAGGAGUUGGCAGCGAGGUGUGGGAGGAGCAGGAGCCGGAGCAGGAGCCAGGCUGGAGCCCGUCUGGCUUGUGGAGGUGCUAGUGCAGGGUUGUGGGAAAGAGCUGGAAAAGGGGGAGCUGGGGUCGAUCUAGGCCAGAGGGGUAGGAGGAGCAGGUCAGAGCUAGAAGAGGUGGAGAUGACGGAGGAACAGGGCUGGGCUGUAGGAAAGAGCAGGAGGAGCUCAUGAAUACCUACUAAUUGGAGGAGCUGUGCGAGGAAGAGCCUGGGAUAGAGUUGUGGGAGGAGCAUGGCGGAGCUGGCAGAAAAAAAGCUGGGAGUGCAUUAGGAAGAUCUGGGGUGGAGCUUAGGUAUAGCAGUGGUACAAGGAGCAGGAGGGAGCUAGUGGAGGCAGAGCCGGGAGUGGAGAUGUGGGAGGAAUGGGGCUGGGCUGUGUGAAAGAGCUGGGGGAGGACCUUUGAAGUCCUGGUGGCUGGAGGAGCUGGGGCACAGCUGGAGGAGGAGGAGGAGCUGGAGGAGGAGGAGGAGCUGGGGGGUAUGAAGCUGGUGGAGGAUUUGGAUGUGGAGGUGGGAGUGGAGCUUUGGGAGGAACUGAGUCUGAGCUGUAGGAACAGUAAGGCGGAGCCGCUGGGGAAAAAAGGUGGAAUUGUGGGAGGAGCAGAAUGGAGUUGUUGAAGGAGCUAGUGCAGAGGAGCUGGAGUUGGAGAUGUGACAGGAGCAGUUGGGGCAGAGCUGUGAGGAAGAGCUGGGGGAGGAGCUCCUUGCAAAUCUGGGCAGAGCUGUAGGAAGGAGUUUUGGUGCUGCAUGCUUAGGUACCAGUGAAAAUGGCAAGCCCAGGGUCUUCAAGGACCCUGUAUCUACCCCAAAUGGCACCCCAGAGGGCAUGGAAGGGUGAAGGGUGCGAACACUUGUCUGGAGUCCAGGGAGCUCUAGGCUGAGUUGCACUGCAGGGCUGAUUCCUCCCCAUUUGCCAGGCCGGCUCUCCUGGAAGAGUAACACGGACUUUCACCCCUGAGGGUUCUGAGCCUGUGGCCCCCAUGUCCUUCUCAGGCUGUGGAAACUGCACUUGUCCAUUUACCAUAGAAAUAUGGUAGGAGAUUACUGAGACAUUCAAAUGGAUCACUUGGGUGCCAAGCAUGUCCCUCUGUGUUCCCAUCAUGUAAGAGCAGCCCUGCCUCCUCCCAGUGACCAGGGACAACACCCCCAACAGGGUGGCGACUCUUCUUCGUGCUUGCUGGUCUCACAGCGUGAGAAGCCCAGUGUGCCCAUGACUUAUAAUUCAGUUUUCAGUCAGGGCUUGGAGUUCAGGGGGAGACUUACUGUGUCUCUUGGUGGAAGCAUUCCCAUUGGGUGAACCAGGGAGCCUGCCCCAUCAGGUAGUCACUAGCCAUGUGUGGCUACUGAGUCCUUGAAAUGUGGCUAGUGCAAUCAAGGAACUGAAUUUCUGAUUAUAUGUUAUCUUAAUCAAAUUUAAAUAGCCAAAUGUGGCUAGUGGUGACUAUAUUGGACAGCACACAUCUAGACCCACAGAACCCAAAAUUGGGGGCAGAAAGCACAAAUUCCCAUGUGGAUCACCAGGAGAGAUAGUAAGUGGUGUAAUUUCACCCUUUGGUCCACUGCUUCUCACCUGAAAGAGGCCUACCUGGCAUUGUGCUUCUUUAGUGGUGGGAGGUGUGAGAUAUAACCAUUUUUCCCUUACUUAGUAGGGAAAGCCCUAGCAUGCCUUGGACUACUAGACCCUUGAAUAUUUCAUUGAUACAACAGGCCUUUGAACCUUUGUAGUGUUAUUCUCCCACCUUCUGAAGUGUCUAUCUCUUUCUAAGUCCUUUAACAUCCCUGCCACAUCUUGCUCAUCCAGUGGUUAACAUGAUGCCAUUGAUAUAGUAGACUUUGGGACCUGGGUUGGGGGCAGUGGUAGUGACCAAUCACUUCACCUGUGGUGUGCAAGCUGGAUCAGAUGCAUCUACCUUUGCUUCCAUGUGCUGGGAAAGCUAUUUUCAGUGUACAGACUUCAUGCCAGAUUUGCUCAGAUCAGGGGCAGGCUUUCCAGAGCUCCUGAUUGUUGGAAGUACUCUUUGAGGACAGAAAUCCACUACUAUAUACUCCCUUCUUCAAGGGGUCCCUCAUCCUGAGGAAUUUAUCUGGACCCUGCUAACCAUGCUUGGAGACUGUCCUUCAGGAAACAAGCAGUGAAGGCAACAUGUGACUUUCCUGGUGCACACCCACAGUGCCCCCCCCAAGACAAGGCCAUUAGAUGUUGACCUUCUACUUUUGAUGUUUGGCUGCCAUUCUAAUUUAGGGAAAGGACCUGGAAGUGACACAUGUGUUGGAACCUUUCUUGGGACCUUUCUUGUCCUCAGGGACAAACUGAGGCUGUCAGAAUCAAGCUGGGCAAUGGUGGCCAGAGCCACAGGAUAGAGAGUGAGGGAUAGGAUAUAAAAGCUGACAGCUAUGGGCCCAUCCACUGUCCAUGUUAGAGUAGUCAGGUACAAAAUAAGGGAGCAGAGUGGGUGGAGCAGGAUCAGUUAAGGGACUCCACAGAAAUAACCUAUGGCUCCUAAGAGAGUUUAAAGGGGGAGAUUUCCCUGGGUACUCAGAUGCCAGAGGUUGGCAGGGAAGAAGGGAUAUCUGUCCAAGCAAAAGGUGAGAGCAGCUAACUCUGGUUCCAUGGAGGGUGAGGAGUGUGAGACCAGUUGUGUGUCAGAGUGGGGAGAUAGGCAGUGGUGAGAGGACAGAGUGAUGAUCUGGAGUGCUUGGAAACAGGCCUAUCUGUGACCCAGACCUCAGUCCCUGACUUGGGAACACCAAGAGUGCCACAGAGUACAGGGAGGGCCAGAAGAUCUAAGCACCUGAUCUGUACAAAAGGCCCCCUGCCCUCAGGACAGUCUGGGAGAAAGCAUAUAGACAACACCCCCAAGCCUCCACAACAAAUACAUUAGCCUCAAACCUGACAUUCUUAGCUGGUGGAAGCAACCAGGGAAGAAAACGAACACACAGCUGCACUUACAUUUGUGGUGCCAGUGGGGCAUGGGUGUAAUCAUUCAGGAGAAAAAGAGCUUGGACAGUGUCCUAGUUCCUAUUCUUUUUAAAUUGUAAAAUAUACAUCACAUAAAAGUUACCAUUUUAGUCAUUUUUAGGUGUACAGUCCAGUGGCAUUCAGAACCUUUACAUUGUUGUGCAACCACCACUCUAGCCCCUAUUCUUGGGGCUAAAAGACCCAUGGUAGAAGAUGCUGUCUUCUAGAGGAUGUAGAGCUGUACUCACGGGACAACUGUGGGAGUGUCACACACAAAGAAAAUCUGGUUGUUCACUGUAUAUUCUCCCCCAAUGUGUCGCUCUCACUUUUAUGAAGUUUGUGCCUUCAGCCCCCAUUGGGACAGAAAAAAAGAUUCAAGGAAUCUUUGAUCGAGCACCAGAAUUCUUAGAUGUCUGCCCUGAAACCAUGCAUCUGCAAGACACUAGGUACACCUGGGCCUGGGGGAAGUGGAGCAGCGGUGAGGAGGCCGUGGGAGAGCAGCAACUUUAUCAGGAGAGAAAAGAGGGUCUGGGGGAUGAGGAGUUCUUGGGGUGAGGAGAAGAAAAGCUUGCCAUAGCAAGCACAGAGGCCUUAGUGGAGGAGACUCUGAGGAUGAGAUUAGACCCAUCCACCUGUCUUCAGCUGUGUUAUGUCCUGUGAGCACUUGCUCUUUGGACACUUAUAAUUCCCUCUGAGAAAAUGGUGGGGCUUCUGACAUUACCCCCACUUGAGGAUGGGAGCAUGGACUGAAAAGAGAAGGUGCCAAUAGAUAAGAGUGUGUGGGGAUGCUGGUCUGAGCCUUGAAGUGUGCAGAUGGGAGAUGGACAGACAGUGAAAUGCCUCCAGCUUUGGAAGAAGGAAGAAGAACAGUGAGACCACAGGCCCCCAGUCCCAAAGAUGCUCUGAAUAUCCUUCUUAUCAUCGUGGAUGACCUGCGCCCCUCCCUGGGCUGUUACGGAGAUAAGCUAGUGAGGUCCCCAAACAUCGACCAACUGGCAUCCCGCAGCCUCCUCUUCCAGAAUGCCUUUGCCCAGCAAGCAGUGUGCGCCCCGAGCCGCGUGUCCUUCCUCACCGGGAGGAGACCUGAUACCACCCGCCUGUAUGACUUCAACUCCUACUGGAGGGUGCACACUGGAAACUUCUCCACCAUCCCCCAGUACUUCAAGGAGAAUGGCUACGUGACCAUGUCGGUUGGAAAAGUCUUUCACCCUGGUAUAUCUUCCAAUCAUAGUGAUGAUUCUCCAUAUAGCUGGUCAUUUCCUCCUUAUCAUCCCUCCUCCGAGAAGUAUGAAAACACUAAGACAUGUCGAGGACCAGAUGGAGAACUCCAUGCCAACCUGCUUUGCCCUGUGGAUGUGGUGGAUGUGCCUGAGGGCACCUUGCCUGACAAACAGAGCACUGAGCAAGCCAUACAAUUGUUGGAAAGGAUGAAAAUGUCAUCCAGUCCUUUCUUCCUGGCCGUUGGAUAUCAUAAGCCACACAUCCCCUUCAGAUACCCCAAGCUUUGUAUGCUUUUCCCCAAGGAAUUCCAGAAGUUGUAUCCCUUGGAGAACAUCACCCUGGCUGCUGACCCCCAGGUCCCUGAUGGCCUACCCCCUGUGGCCUAUAACCCCUGGAUGGACAUCAGGCAGCGGGAGGACGUCCAAGCCUUAAACAUAAGUGUGCCCUAUGGCCCAAUUCCUGUGGAUUUUCAGCGGAAAAUCCGCCAGAGCUACUUUGCCUCUGUUUCAUAUUUGGACACACAGGUGGGCCACCUUUUGAGUACUUUGGAUGAUCUUCAGUUAACCAAUAGCACGAUCAUUGCAUUUACGUCGGAUCAUGGGUGGGCUCUAGGUGAACAUGGAGAAUGGGCCAAGUACAGCAAUUUUGAUGUCACUACCCGUGUGCCUCUGAUGUUCUAUGUUCCUGGAAGGACAACUUUGUUUCCGGAGGCAGGAGAGAAGCUUUUUCCUUAUCUUGACCCUUUUGAUUCUGUCUCAGAGUUGAUGGAGCCAGGCAGGCAAUCCAUGCAUCUCGUGGAACUUGUGUCCCUGUUCCCCACACUGGCUGGACUGGCAGGACUCCAAGUUCCGCCUCGCUGCCCUAUUCCUUCAUUUCAAGUUAUGCUGUGCAGAGAAGGCCGGAGCCUUCUGAAGCAUUUUCUAUUCCAUGACUUGGAAGAGGAUCCAUACCUCCACAGUAAUCCCCGUGAGUUGAUUGCCUAUAGCCAGUACCCGCGGCCGGCAGACUCCCCUCAGUGGAAUUCUGACAAGCCAACUUUAAAAGACAUAAAGAUCAUGGGCUAUUCCAUACGCACCAUAGACUAUAGGUAUACUGUGUGGGUUGGCUUCAAUCCUAAUGAAUUUCUGGCUAAUUUUUCUGACAUCCAUGCAGGGGAACUGUAUUUUGUGGAUUCUGACCCAUUGCAGGAUCACAAUGUGUAUAAUGAUUCCCGAGGCAGAGAACUUUCUCCAUCAUUGAUGCCUUGAGUUUUGCCAACAACUAAGAGCAAAUGUAUUGUGCUCCUUUCCAGUUGGUGAGAGGAGGAGUUAGAACUUGUUAUUUUGUGAUUACCCAUAAUAUUGGAAGCAACCUGAGGGGUAGGUAAUCCAGAUAUGCAUUAACAAUUUGGUCUAAAAGUAUGUAAUAGCCAAACCUUUUCAUUUAGUCUCUAUUAACUUAUAAUUGGUAAUUAGACUGAGGCUGGGCUGAACCUUCCCCCCCCCCCUUUUUCAAAAAGUCAUAUCUUAUGUAUUGA